Molecule: messenger RNA, 467 nt
Organism: Schistosoma intercalatum
Lineage: Eukaryota; Metazoa; Platyhelminthes; Trematoda; Strigeidida; Schistosomatidae
Source: the annotation of a GenBank genome assembly
UGUUAAACGGUUUUGUUUGUUCAGGUUUGCGCACUAACUCGUGAGAGCCUGCUGUAACUGCGCUUCGAGAAUCUGCUGGUUGGUGUCAUGGCUGCUCGUGCAUUUAAAAAGUUCGCCCCUCUUUAUGACCGUGUUUUGGUCCAACGUUUUGAAGCUGAAACCAGAAGUAAAGGUGGGAUCAUGAUACCGGAGAAGGCUAAAGGCAAGGUUCUUGAAGCAACUGUGGUCGCGCAUGGUCCUGGAUCGAGAAAUGAAAAAGGUGAAGUUGUUCCUGUGUGUGUCAAUGUUGGUGACAAGGUUUUCCUUCCUGAAUACGGUGGUACUAAAGUCGUACUGGACGAAGAUGAGUAUUUUCUUUUCCGAGAAACUGACAUUUUGGCCAAGUUCGAAAAUUGACCGGUGUUUUAGAUCUAGUCCCCACACCUUUGUACACUGAUUAUUCAAAUACCAUAGUUUUUCAUUUCUAA